Messenger RNA from Pseudocercospora fijiensis CIRAD86, 1707 nucleotides. RefSeq lists its product as uncharacterized. Lineage: Eukaryota; Fungi; Ascomycota; Dothideomycetes; Mycosphaerellales; Mycosphaerellaceae. Gene Ontology annotation, cellular component: cytoplasm. Gene Ontology annotation, molecular function: NEDD8 activating enzyme activity. Gene Ontology annotation, biological process: protein neddylation. The record is from RefSeq and is a predicted model, not a curated record. The transcript has 2 exons. Bases 1 to 1707 code for a protein of 568 amino acids.
AUGGCGGCUGUGAGCCCGGUGAAGGAGGUUCCGCCGCCUCUGCAAGACUUGCCGACGGCGAAGGAGAGAAAGUACGACCGGCAACUGAGGCUUUGGGGCGCAACUGGUCAAAUCGCUCUGGAAGAAUCGCACAUCCUUCUCAUCAACAAUGGACCAGGCGUGACAGGCGUCGAAACGCUCAAGAACAUCGUCUUGCCUGGGGUCGGCCAGUUCACCAUCCUCGACUCGGCUUUGGUCUCAGAAGCAGAUCUGGGCGUCAACUUCUUCCUAGAAGACUCGUCGUUGGGCAAAUUCCGCGCAGAAGAGACAGCCAAGUACUUGACGGAGCUCAACCCUGAUGUCCAAGGCAACUUCAUCACCGAACCGCUUGAGAGCUAUGCAACCAAGGAUAAUCUCUUCGCUUCCUAUAACCUCGUCCUGAUCGCCGCACCCAUCGAUCCUACUGUUCUCGCGCUGAUCAGUGAACACCUGCAAAAACGCGACAUCCCCGCCUUCUACAUCCACUCGCUUGGCUACUUCAGCCAUUUCUCGCUCUGCCUACCAUCUGCAUUCCCGAUUGUCGAAACGCAUCCAGAUCCUACUGCCACGACCGAUCUUCGCCUAUUAACACCAUGGCCGGAGUUACUCGACUUUGCGCGGAGAAAGACUGCAAACAUGUCCACGAUGAAAGAGGAUGAAUUCGCUCAUAUACCAUACGUGUGCUUGCUGCUACAUUAUCUCGAAGAGUGGAAGAAGCAACACGGAAAGCUACCAGAAUCAUACAAAGAGAAGACGGCAUUCCGAAGUCUGGUUCGCUCAGGCAGCCCGAGCGAAGAGAACUUUGACGAGGCUUGUGCGGCCGUGCUCAAGACACUGAAUCCUCCAACACCGCCAUCUUCUGUGCGGGAGAUUUUCAAAGCGCCUGAAGUGGACUCACUGACAUCCACAUCGCCACCUUUCUGGCUCAUUGCAAAUGCAGUAUCCCAGUUCUACGCUAAGCACGGCGAGCUACCACUUCCUGGAGCUGUUCCUGACAUGAAAGCUCAAUCAGACACAUACAUCCAGCUGCAAAACAUCUACAAGCAAAAAGCUCGGAAAGAUGCCGCCGAAGUCUUGACCAUUGUCCGCAGUAUCGAAGCAGAGACGGGGCGUGCCUCGGAUCUGGUUAUUUCAGAAGCUGACGUCGAGAACUUCUGCAAAGGAGCUGCUCACAUCUCUCUCGUCCGUGGCCGACCUUUCAAGAUCGCCACACCCGGCAUCAAGGCCACUUUCGGCGACCGGGCUAAGUUCCUCUGCAACCAGCUCACCAAUCCCGAGAGUCUCGUCGGCCUUUACAUUGCCUUCUAUGCAUGGGACCUCUUCGCAGCCAGCCACAGCUCUGGCCCAGCUGUGCCCGGCGGACCUGCACUGCAAGCUGCUGGUGCCCACGACUACGAACAAGAUGCCGAAAAGCUAGCCGAAAUAGCUCAGACUGUCGUCGAUUCUAUCAUCAAUGAAGCAGGAACGCGGAUUGAGGAUCCAGAGUACUCCAACAUCAAGACCUCUGUAGGCAACUACGCCCGCGAGCUUGCACGUGCAGGCGGCGGCGAAUUGCACAAUGUUGCUUCGCUAUCGGGUGGUCUAAUCGCUCAGGAAGUGAUCAAAGUGAUCACAAAGCAGUAUGUUCCUAUCGACAAUACUUGCGUCUUCGAUGGCAUCACCAGUCGGACUUGGGUGGGACGGAUUUGA